Ylistrum balloti is the source of this 625-nucleotide messenger RNA. RefSeq names its product prefoldin subunit 5-like. Lineage: Eukaryota; Metazoa; Mollusca; Bivalvia; Pectinida; Pectinidae. The transcript has 5 exons. Gene Ontology annotation, cellular component: prefoldin complex; cytoplasm. Bases 19 to 489 code for a protein of 156 amino acids. Gene Ontology annotation, biological process: regulation of DNA-templated transcription; protein folding. The record is from RefSeq and is a predicted model, not a curated record.
UGCAACUAGACGACAAGCAUGGCUGGGAAGCAACAACAAAUCGACGUUUCCCAGUUACCGGCGCCUCAACUGAAUCAGUUGACACAACAAUUAGAUCAGGAGAUAGAGUUCUUUUCAAACUCCCUGAAUCAGCUAAAAUUGGCACAGGGAAAAUUUGUCGAAUCCCAGGAAUGCUUGAACAAAGUCAGCCCAGACAAUCUAAGCAAAGACAUUUUGGUGCCUCUUACCAGCUCUAUGUAUGUUCCUGGGCAGUUGAGUGAUGUACAAAAUGUGUUGGUAGAUAUUGGAACUGGGUACUAUGUAGAAAUGGAAGUAAACAAAGGAAAAGAAUACUUUAAAAGAAAAGUAGAGUACAUCUCAAAGCAGAUUGAAAAGAUCCAACCUGUUUUACAAGAGAAAUAUAGAAUGAAGCAAGCAACAAUGGAGAUCCUUCAAAGUAAAAUCCAGGCAAUGAGUCUACAACAGCAAGGUUCGGCACCCAAAGCUUGAUCAACCUGUGUUUGAUUAUCUCAAAUCCUGUGUCCCUUCUAAUCUGUUGACAGUUCUACCUACUCAUUUGCUUUGUAACUCAUUUUGUAUUACAUAGUGUAAACUUUAUAAUAAAUUGCCAUGUUGUAAGCUCAAA